CGAACGAGGGAAAAAGGAAGAGAUGACAAGUGACGUGUCGGUGCAGAAAAUGAUGUUGCAACAGUAACAGAGAGAGAAGGAGGGAGCAGCUUGCUCUUAUAAGGUUGUGCGACCUCGAACUCUUAAAAGCCGGUCCCAACAAGACACCCACACAUUUUUACUCUCUCUCUUCCCCUCUCUCCCCCUCGCUCCUAGAGCUAUCCUGUGUAUAUACGUAAGGUUCAGAAGGGGAAAGAGGAGUUUUUUGUGGGUUCUUUUCAAAUCUUUCCGAUCUUGGGAAGUUGGAUAGGGGGGAGGGAGAGAGAAAGAGUGAGAGAGAGAGAGAGAGAGAGAGAGGAGGAGGUCUGGCCGGGUUAAAGACGAUAGCGGUGAGAAUCGCCGGCGGUGGUCGUGGUGGUGGUGGCGGCGGCGGCGGAGGAGGAGGAGGGAGGAGGAGGAAGAAGAUCAGGAGAUCGGCGAAGAAGAAGGUGAGGAAGGUGGGUGACAAGUUGAUGGAGUGGUGGCGCAAGAUGAUCUUCCCCGUCCGACGAGUCUGGUUCUCCGUCUCCGCCCGCCUCAAGGCUCGCAACCACGGUGCUGGACAUAUGAAGCUAGAGGACGAUGUGCAGACCUGCGAAUACCAGGACGUGCAGGUGAUGUGGGAGAUGCUGAAGAGGUCGGAAACGGAGCUGGUGGCCAACCAUCCCAAGCGCAAGGCGCACCGGCCUUUCUGGAGGGUUCUCGUGUGGUCGAACCACAGCGCGCCUGCAUCCCUAGCCGCCGCUGACCAUGCUUGAUAAGAGAGACUUCAAAUGGGCGUGCCUCGCUGGGAUUCCGUGACUCAUUAGUAAUACUAUGCUACAACUAUAAAAAAAGAAGAAAAGAAAAAAAAAAAUUCGCCCCAUAAAAUCGGGUGACCAUUGCAGUGGCAUGGUAUAGAGAGCUAUUGCAAGUGUGUCGAGGAAAAAUGAGAGAGAACUACAGACGAUGUAAUCGAAUACAGGUCUUUUACUGUUGCGUAAAAAUAGCGACGCCAAACGACCGAGUCAUGUACAUACGUUUUUGCUUUUGUCACAUACCCGUUGUAGAACAUGCGACUUCCCACCUUAAAGUUUUUGCA
Messenger RNA from Eucalyptus grandis, 1099 nucleotides. RefSeq lists its product as uncharacterized. The record is from RefSeq and is a predicted model, not a curated record. NCBI's taxonomy places the organism in Eukaryota, Viridiplantae, Streptophyta, Magnoliopsida, Myrtales, Myrtaceae. Bases 492 to 776 code for a protein of 94 amino acids. The transcript has 2 exons.